Balaenoptera ricei (Rice's whale) is the source of this 2412-nucleotide messenger RNA. RefSeq names its product fumarylacetoacetate hydrolase domain containing 1 (gene FAHD1). NCBI's taxonomy places the organism in Eukaryota, Metazoa, Chordata, Mammalia, Artiodactyla, Balaenopteridae. Gene Ontology annotation, molecular function: acetylpyruvate hydrolase activity. The coding region runs from base 299 to 964 and encodes 221 amino acids. Gene Ontology annotation, cellular component: mitochondrion. The record is from RefSeq and is a predicted model, not a curated record. The transcript has a single exon.
CGCGGCCACACCGGUGCCUCCCUCGCGUCCGGCUGCCGCGGAUCUGAGGGCCACCUGAGAGGCACCUGCGCAAGAUUCUCAGCUUUUCUCCGGGGAGCGGGCCGUGUCCUGAGGCCGGGCAGCCCCGGGGCAGCCACUGGACAGCCGCUCCCAAGAGGACGGGCGCCGCGACUCCCGGGCACUUGGCGGAGUCCGCGGGACGGCUCUCCGAGGUAGUUGGUCCUCUCCGGGUAGCCUUCGGCGUCCGGUGGCCAGCCGGGCAGAGUCCACGUGACUCCGGGGGGCAACAGGCAGGAGCAUGGCUGCCACCAGACCGCUGUCCCGCUUCUGGGAGUGGGGGAAGAACAUCGUGUGCGUGGGCAGGAACUACGCAGACCACGUCAGGGAGAUGCAGAGCGCCGCACUGAGCGAGCCGGUGCUGUUCCUGAAGCCGUCAACCGCGUACGCCCCCGAGGGCUCGCCGGUCCUCGUGCCCGCCUACACCCGCAACCUGCACCACGAGCUCGAGCUGGCCGUGGUGAUGGGCAAGCGCUGCCGCGCCGUCCCGGAGGCCGCAGCCAUGGACUAUGUGGCCGGCUAUGCCCUGUGCCUGGACAUGACCGCCAGGGACGUGCAGGACGAGUGCAAGAAAAAGGGGCUGCCCUGGACUCUGGCCAAGAGCUUCACGGCCUCCUGCCCGGUCAGCGCGUUCGUGCCCAAAGAGAAGAUCCCUGACCCUCACAACCUGAAGCUCUGGCUCAAGGUCAACGGCGAACUCAGGCAGGAGGGUGAUACAUCCUCCAUGAUUUUUUCCAUCCCCUACAUCAUCAGCUACGUUUCAAAGAUCAUGACCUUGGAAGAAGGAGAUAUUAUCUUGACCGGGACGCCAAAGGGAGUGGGACCCGUUAAAGAAAACGAUGAGAUCCAGGCUGGCAUACACGGGGUCGUCAGUAUGAGAUUUAAGGUGGAAAAGCCAGAAUAUUGAGUGUAUACAAAGCACCCUAACUUCUUAACACGUUUCAGGGGGAAGGGGAACAAGACAAAAGCAAGAAAAGGUUAUUUAAUGUGAUAAUACUUUAAUGAGAAACCAAUUUUUUAAGAUGAUUGGAUUGCUAUGCCUCAACUCAAGGAAGAUGGACCGUCGGAGAAAAACUUGAUCUAGAAGAGCUGGGCCAGAAAUGGAAAUGAGAAGCAGUGCCUCCUAGGAAACAACAAGCCAAAUGUUCAGAAAACUUACUUUCCUUUCCUGAAACUGGACUGGAUAAGACUUCAGUGGGUCAUUCUGGGACCACGUGUUCAAGACUUAAAAUCUGCAAAGGAAAUGGAAAAGCACGUUUCAUCAGUGUUUCCCAAAGCCCCUUGAUCAUGAAAAUCAUCUGGAGGUAUUUGUAAAAGUAAAAAUUUCCAAAUUACUGGGCCAUCCCAGGCCUAAUGUAUUAAUUAAUGGAAUCAAUCUCUGGCACUCCAAGUGAUUCUUAUCAUGCAAAUGUGGAAAAACACUACUCCACAUAGUUAAUUAAAAGUUUUAUUUAAUAAGUGAACAAUUAAUGAAAACCUCACUUGUUUACUUAGGGUGUGUAUUCUGGCCCAUAGAUUCUGAGUUCAGGAGAUAAUUUUGAAACUAUGGUUUCCCAAAUAAAUAUGCUGUCUUUUGUGUGACCUAAAAGUGUACUUUUUUCCCCCCAAUAGUGGUUAGGAGGGACACAUCCUCAUUAAGGGGCUUCAGACCUUGGUCUUUGGCCUUUGGCCUCCAGAAUACUGUGCUUUAUUAACAGAGUUAAUCAGCACCUGUACCUCGCACCCAGCGAUAAGGAAGCUUCAGGGAAGUCAAACUGCCUCUGAGUGCUGCUUUUGCUCUCACCUGCUCCCUUCUCUGACAAAAAGCUAAGUGAGAUGCACAACACAGCUGUCAGAGUGCCUGGCGGAGUCCUUUAGGCUUAGGCAGGCAGGAGCUCCUGCUGUUAGCCUAAACAGAAGGCACCUGCUGGCUCCUAACAUUUAUUGAGCACUUAGUACUACUAGGCACUGUGCCAAGAGUUUUCUGUGUAUUAUUUAAUCCUCAACAAAACUGGAGGGUGGUAUUAUUACUACCAUCCCUGUUACACAGAUGGAGACAGAUUUAGAGGCUAGCCAGCCUGGCUGUAUGGUCACUCAGCUAAGUGGCAGAGCCAAGAUGUAACCCAGCCAUCCCAAGACCAAAUCCUGAAGUCUUUUUUCUCCGUAUUUUUUUUUACUGAAGUAUAGUUGAUUUACAAUGUUGUGCCAAUCUCUGCUGCACAGCAAAGUGACUCAGUUUUACACAUAUAGAAAUUUUUAAAAAAUAUUCUUUUCCAUUAUGGUUUAUCCCAGGAGAUUGGAUAUAGCUCCCUGUGCUAUAUAGUAGGACCUUGUUUAUCCAUUCUAAAUGUACAAAACCUGAAGUCUUGACCACAA